Molecule: messenger RNA, 1940 nt
Organism: Jatropha curcas
Lineage: Eukaryota; Viridiplantae; Streptophyta; Magnoliopsida; Malpighiales; Euphorbiaceae
Product: EEIG1/EHBP1 protein amino-terminal domain protein
Source: RefSeq, a predicted model, not a curated record
UACGUUUAAGCAAACAAGAUGAAGAAGUUGUCGUCAUGGCUACCAGGAUCGACAAAGAAGCUCCAUGUGAAGGUGAAGCCAUUAAAGCUUGAAGGAGUUGUUAUUGGAGAAGAAACCGAAGAUAUUGGAAAAGAAAGAAUAGUUGCUGUGGAAAUGGAAUGGAAAGGGCCAAAGAGUAGAUUAGUUCCAUUUUAUAGAGUUACGAAGUGGCCAAAGAAUUACAGCAGUCAUAAAUUCUUGAAAAAAGGAGGAGAGCCUAUUGAAUGGAACGAGGAAUUUGAGAAUAUAUGUAAUUUCUCGAUUGCGUCAAAAGAUGAUACUAAAUCUUUUGGUUCAUGGGCUGUAUCCUUCAAAGUUAUAUACGGUGAGGAUGCAAAGUCGAAGACAAAAAUGAAAGCGGUGGGGCAAGCUUCAUUGAAUAUGGGAGAACUGGGUUCCAGUACUGAUUCUGAAAUAGAGAAAAAGCUACCCAUUGCUUUGCAGAUAGAUGGAGUUGUCAGCAAGGCUACACUUUCGAUAUGCGUAAGCUUUCCCGAGGCAAGAAAUUCUACUGAGCCAGCAGCGGAUGGGAUCGUUCAAAACUCAACCGAGUUCGAUAACAAAGAAGGAAUAUUCAGUAGUGGAAACUGUGGAACAACCUAUGCAAAGAAUAUCGAUAAAGAAGAUACGGAUAGCUCUUCUGACUCGAAUGAGUCAACUCAAUCUAUCUCGGAUGGCUUAUCUGGAAAUGAGUCCAUUACCACAAGCGAAAAUGCAAACAAUGCGGAUAUCGGAGAGUCAGGAUCGUCUUUACGUGCAUGGACUCAGCGCAACUCGAGUCUCAGAUCGAAGCUCUCUUUAUGGGCAAAACAACGGCGUUUUUUGGUAUUGUCUAGAAGAAGAAAACCACAGAAAGAUGACAACUGCAUCGCAAGCAGGGAAGACUGGGAGAAGAAAGAAUUAGUCAGCAGAGAUGGGCAAGCAAAACUAAAAGCCAAUGUUUUCUUCGCUUCCUUUGAUCAAAGAAGCCAAAAAGCUGCCGGAGAGAGUGCCUGCUCAACGCUUGUUACUGUCAUUGCCCACUGGCUCCAAACAAACAAGGAGUACAUGCCAACAAAAUCACAAUUUGACAGCCUUAUAGCAGAAGGAUCCUCAGAAUGGCAAAAGCUUUGCAACGAUGAGGCUUACAUGAACUCAUUCCCUGAUAACCAUUUCGAUCUCGAGACAGUAUUGAAAGCUGAUCUUAGACCUUUGAGCAUUUUGCAUAAUAAGUCUUUCACUGCAAUAUUCAACCCUGAAAAAUUUGAAAACUUGAAAGGAGCCAUGUCUUUUGAUGAUAUAUGGGAAGACAUAAGUAGCAUCACUGAAGAAUAUGAUCAUAAGGUGUAUAUAGUUAGUUGGAAUGAUCAUUUCUUCGUGUUGAAAGCAGAUUUGGAUGCUUAUUAUAUUAUCGACUCAUUAGGAGAGAGGCUCUUUGAGGGAUGUAACCAAGCAUACAUCUUAAAAUUUGAUGAGUCCACAAUAAUGUACGAGAAAGUGAGGAAAGAAAUUGACUCGGAGGAACAGACAGCAGCAGAGAAGGGUAAAGAUGAGCAAGAUACUCAAGAGAUUAUUUGCAAAGGGAAAGAAUGCUGCAAAGAGUUCAUCAAAAGAUUCCUUGCUGCUAUACCACUCAAGGAACUUGAGGAAGAAGAGAAAAAGAGAAAAGUUUCAACUUUCUCUCUCCUCCAGAGAUUGCAGAUAGAUUUCCACUACAGCUCUUCUUCCUCCUCCUCUUCAAUGACAUCUCCUACUUCAUCUUGCUUCUCAAGUGGUGAGUGAAUUAACUAGUGUAACUGAAUUUUGUACAUCAUACAAUUGUUUUCGUGAGAGCUUAUUUCAUAAAGUAUGAGAAUAUUGUAAUACAAAAUGUAGUUUUUUUGUUCAUGUCAAUUACUCAAUUCACUAAAAAAUCUUUAACU